AUGGUGCGAGAGCCAUGUGUGGACUAUAAGGUGUUUGAGAUGGCACUUAGUAUGGCUCAGGAGGAAGAGAGCUGCCAAGAGUUUAGAAGUAAACAAAAGCAAACUCGUGAACCGAGUGCCUCAAGAUCUAGGAGGCCAGGCCAGGAGGACCAGAGUGCCUCAACAUCUAGGAGGCCAGGCCAGGAGGACCAGAGUGCCUCAACAUCUAGGAGGCCAGGCCAGGAGGACCAGAGUGCCUCAACAUCUAGGAGGCCAGGCCAGGAGGACCAGAGUGCCUCAACAUCUAGGAGGCCAGGCCAGGAGGACCAGAGUGCCUCAAGAUCUAGGAGGCCAGGCCAGGAGGACCAGAGUGCCUCAAGAUCUAGGAGGCCAGGCCAGGAGGACCAGAGUGCCUCAACAUCUAGGAGGCCAGGCCAGGAGGACCAGAGUGCCUCAAGGCAGCUGGCAGAGACACUCGCAGACUUGCCUGAAGAAAACUGA
Messenger RNA from Procambarus clarkii (red swamp crayfish), 480 nucleotides. NCBI's taxonomy places the organism in Eukaryota, Metazoa, Arthropoda, Malacostraca, Decapoda, Cambaridae. The record is from RefSeq and is a predicted model, not a curated record.